Dermatophagoides farinae (American house dust mite) is the source of this 1421-nucleotide messenger RNA. RefSeq names its product AP-3 complex subunit carmine (gene cm). Lineage: Eukaryota; Metazoa; Arthropoda; Arachnida; Sarcoptiformes; Pyroglyphidae. Gene Ontology annotation, biological process: vesicle-mediated transport; intracellular protein transport. Gene Ontology annotation, cellular component: clathrin adaptor complex. The record is from RefSeq and is a predicted model, not a curated record.
UUUAUUCCAUUAUUAUAUUAUUAUAAAUUAAUAAAUUUAUAUAUCUCAUUUCAUUCCAUUUUUUCUUAAUUAACUUUGCGGCAAUCAUGAUUCACAGCCUAUUUUUCAUCAAUAAUUCUGGUGAUAUAUUCAUUGAAAAACAUUGGAAAAGCGUCAUACCUCGAUCUGUUUGCGAUUAUUUUCUUGAUGCACAACGUAAAGUAGAUUAUUCAUCCAAUAUUAGCCCGGUAAUUGCCACACCUCAUCAUAUAUUGAUUUCAAUUCAUCGAUCUGGAUUAUAUUUUGUUGCUGUUACUACGGGUGAAAUUCCUCCCCUAUUUGUGAUCGAAUUCCUUCAUCGUGUUGUCGAUAAUUUUAUUGAUUAUUUCAAUGAUUGUACAGAAUCUUUACUCAAAGAACAUAUUGUUGUAGUGUAUGAAUUACUCGAUGAAAUGCUCGAUAAUGGUUUUCCAUUAGCUACCGAAUCGAACAUAUUAAAAGAAUUGAUAAAACCACCGAAUUUUCUUCGUACCAUUGCAAACACUGUCACUGGACGUAAUAAUGUCAGUUCCACUUUACCAACUGGUCAAUUAUCCAAUGUACCAUGGCGUCGUUUCGGCGUCAAAUACACCAAUAACGAAGCCUAUUUCGAUGCAAUCGAAGAAGUGGAUGCCAUUAUUGAUAAAAGUGGCUCAGUAGUUUCGGCCGAAAUACAAGGAUAUAUCGAUUGCUGUGUUAAAUUAUCCGGAAUGCCUGACCUAUGUCUAUCAUUCGUGAAUCCAACACUAUUUGACGAUGUUAGCUUUCAUCCAUGCAUUCGUUUUAAACGUUGGGAAUCGGAAAAGGUUUUGUCAUUUAUACCACCGGAUGGUAAUUUCCGUUUAAUGUCCUACCAUAUUGGCGCUCAAAAUAUGGUCAACAUUCCGAUUUUUGUACGUCAUCAUAUUUCAUUCAAAGAAUUGAUCGGUGGUAAACUGGAAAUUCAAAUUGGAGCUAAACAAUUAAUGGGUAAAAAUUUAGAGAACAUAUUCAUCGAAAUGAUCAUGCCAAAAAACGUUCUUAACGUAAAUCUUGUACCGAAUCAAGGAAAAUAUACAUUUGAUUCAGUAACAAAAUUAUUGGUCUGGGAUGUUGGAAAGAUGGAAAUUCACCAAGGUAAAAGCUUGCCAACGGUUAAGGGUAAUAUCGUUCUACAAAGUGGUGCACCGAUACCAGAUUCGAAUCCAAACAUAUUAGUCAAAUUUAACAUUUCUCAAUUUGCUAUAUCCGGAUUAAAGGUUAAUCGUUUGGAUAUGUAUGGCGAGAAAUACAAACCAUUCAAAGGAGUUAAAUAUAUGACUAAAGCUGGUAAUUUUCAAGUUCGAACCUGAAAGAAACAUGACAGAAUUUACAAUGACUUAAUUGAAUUUGAAUGAUAAAAAUAAAUUUUCUAUUGAUCUAUC